GCUUUUGGCUCUCAUUCACGAGAUUUUUCUCAUUUUCCACCCAGGUGCUUCACGGGGCAAGACAGUCUACUUACAAGAAAAAAAACGCAUACACCCACAGACACUGCCAGGCCAGUAUUUUCGGAGCGUACACUACAUUACUGGAUCUUGCGCAUGGGGCAGAUUUCUACGGAAGCUAACUACAUGUUUUUAGAAGAUUAUACUUCAUUUAGCGCUGGUUUCGCACGCGACGACUCGCCGGCUGGAUUCUUAUUUACUUACUAGUUCUGCAGUUCUCAAAUAACCGAGUUGUGGGCUGAACCGUUUCUGUUUGCUGGAGAGGUGAAUAAAUCUUGCUUCGUUUAAGAACUUUUCUUGUUAAGUAGAACUGAACGUGUGCUUUUAAAAUGUCCAAACCUUUAGAUCACAUAAAAAGACCAAUGAAUGCUUUCAUGGUUUGGUCUCGGGGCCAACGGAGAAAAAUGGCACAGGACAAUCCCAAAAUGCAUAAUUCGGAAAUCAGCAAAAGACUUGGCGCUGAGUGGAAGCUGUUGUCAGAAUCUGAAAAGCGACCUUACAUAGACGAGGCAAAGAGACUGAGAGCGCAGCACAUGAAAGAACACCCAGAUUACAAGUACAGACCCAGACGAAAGCCUAAGAAUUUACUGAAGAAAGACAGGUACGUCUUUCCCUUGCCAUACCUCGGGGACACAGACCAUUUGAAAGGAUUUUCUGCGGACUCUCUUUUGGCUUCGUCGGAGAAAGCCAGAGCGUUCUUACCACCGACUUCUGCACCGUACUCUUUCCUCGACCCGAGCCAGUUCAGCUCGAGCGCAAUUCAGAAGAUGACUGAGAUGCCCCACGCGCUGACCACCGGCACUUUGCCAUACGCCUCUUCUCUGGGAUACCAGAAUGGCGCUUUUGGUAGCUUGAGCUGCCCCAGCCAGCACACCCACACUCACCCAUCACCCACAAACCCUGGGUACGUCGUGCCCUGUAAUUGCACUGCCUGGUCUGCGUCGAGUUUACAGCCCCCUGUUGCCUACAUACUUUUCCCAGGUAUGACCAAGUCUGGAAUAGACCCCUACUCAUCAACACAUGCCGCUGCUAUAUAAAAAAGAACAAGCAGACAGUUUAUUCCUAAAACUUGAAUGCAAGCAAUGCAUGUGUACCCAGACAGCGCGGGAAAAUGGAGUGAUCCGAAAUUAACCGACGCAGUGGACUGUCGUAAAGGAAGAAUGAACUUUUUACCGCAGCGAUAGAACGUUUCUACAGAGACCUCAGCACGGAACUUGGGAUAGCUGUAAGGCAGGUGCCCUGUAAACUGUAAGAAUUGUAAAUGUUAAACGUUUAUUGAUGGCUGACCAAAUAAAAGGUGGCCUUUAAGUUUAUUUAUUAUGUACAUUUUAUUGCUAUAAUCGCUGUUUUUAUUUUAAUGACUCAACUGAAUUCGAAAAAGAACCUUUUUUCAAGACUAUUUUGAUUUGCACAAUUAAGUACUUUUUUGCUGUAAUACAAUUACAAAAUUCUUAAAGCUUAAAGUACAAAUCAGGAACUAAAUAUAAAUACACUGGAUGUGUUUAUAUUUAUUUAAAUAGGCACGUGCAAUUGGCUUGUUUGUAAAAAAAAAUCGAUACAAUACUUAUUUUAUUGUUAUAUUCUGUUUUGGAUUUUGCAUUUCCUAGUGUGGUUCAGUGGUAUAUGUCACCCAUUCAUUUAUUUUAUGAAGCACUUCAGUUCUGAAACCAGGCAGUACUGUGUUUUAUCCAAUAUGGUUUAAGCCUGUUUAAUUAUGUCAUGGAAAGAACAAUGUAACCAGACUGACGUUAUCUCGUUAUUUGUUUAUUUGGCGGGAGAAAACGUUUUGAAUAAAGACAAUCUGUCUUCAAAAAAAAUUUCAGAAUGAAUACAA
This is a messenger RNA of Anguilla rostrata (American eel), 1891 nucleotides long. Its product is annotated as transcription factor Sox-14. The coding region runs from base 387 to 1094 and encodes 235 amino acids. The record is from RefSeq and is a predicted model, not a curated record. NCBI's taxonomy places the organism in Eukaryota, Metazoa, Chordata, Actinopteri, Anguilliformes, Anguillidae. The transcript has a single exon. Gene Ontology annotation, molecular function: DNA-binding transcription factor activity, RNA polymerase II-specific; RNA polymerase II cis-regulatory region sequence-specific DNA binding. Gene Ontology annotation, biological process: regulation of DNA-templated transcription; cell differentiation; anatomical structure morphogenesis.